Messenger RNA from Engraulis encrasicolus (European anchovy), 2548 nucleotides. RefSeq lists its product as uncharacterized. The record is from RefSeq and is a predicted model, not a curated record. The coding region runs from base 418 to 2463 and encodes 681 amino acids. The transcript has a single exon. Gene Ontology annotation, molecular function: nucleic acid binding. NCBI's taxonomy places the organism in Eukaryota, Metazoa, Chordata, Actinopteri, Clupeiformes, Engraulidae. Gene Ontology annotation, biological process: DNA integration.
ACCAAAGUACAGUAAGUUUGCAGCUAAAAAUGUGUUUCUGGAAAUUAAAAAUGGCAGACAUGGAGAAGAUCCACCUUUUCAUGUGUGUAGUCAUAUUGACUAGUUAGAAUUUGAUGGUGGUGGUACGUAUUUAUGGAAAAGGGUUAUGAAUUCUGUAAAGACUCGGACUGCCAAACACACACUGCUACCUGGACAACAUUCUUGUCAAUGGUCCUGACGAGCAGUCACAUCUGAAAACCCAGUACUCUAGCCUGGGCGAAUAGCCGACUGUUGACUUUGUGCGGAGGCAAAAUUUGUGGGCGGAGCACAUAGGAUGGCGUCGCCAGGCUAGCAGUACUCAGCAGGUUAGAGGAAUACUGCCACAUCAUCGACACCGCUGGUCUCCACAAGUCACCGGAGAAGGCCUCAUGGACCAUCAUGGACGCCCCAGCACCAGGCGAUGUGUGUCAACUGCGGUCUUUCCUAGGAAUGUUAAACUACUAUGGACGCUUCAUCCCUGACCUUUCCACCGUGCUUAAGCCACUGAAUGAACUGCUGAACAAAGAAAAGAAGUGGCAGUGGACGUCAGCAUGUGUAGCAGCGUUCCAGAAAGCCAAAGCACUCCUAGUGUCACAAGAGGUGCUCACACACUACAACCCUGAGCUGCCUCUCCGCCUUGCCUGCUUCGCUUCCUAUGGGGUCGGAGCUGUUCUGUCUCACAUCAUGCCGGAUGGCGAAGAAAAACCCAUCGCUUAUGCAUCCAGAACACUCAGCAAAGCAGAACAGAACUAUGCACAGAUCAAGAGGGAGGCGUUAUCGAUUGGAGUACAAAAGUUCCACCAGUAUCUGUAUGGUAAUACAUUUUCUCUACUCACUGACCAUCCCCCGCUUACAACCAUCGUUAGUCCAGUCAAAAGUACACCAUCCAUGGCUGCAGCUCGCAUGCAAUGCUGGGCACUCCUGCUCUCUGCUCACACGUACAAAAUUGAGUACAGGAAAGGGGCCCUACAUGCCAACGCUGAUGGACUGUCGAGGUUACCGCUCCCUCAUGCCCCCAGUGAGAAACAAGGUGCAGUGGAGGUGUUCUACACUUCACAGUUGGACACACUACCAGUCAGUAACGCCGAGAUCAAGCGUCACACCAUGUCUGACUCCACCCUGUCCCGUGUCAUGGAGAUGGUCACAACUGGCCGUUUUCCCACUGCAAAGGACGCUGGAGACGAACUGUCACCCUACCUCCAGCGCCGCCAUGAGCUCACUGUGCAGCAAGGAUGCCUCAUGUGGGGUCUGAGAGUGGUUGUGCCACCCAAACUGCGCCCCUGGGUACUGUCAGAGCUACACUCAGCACUCCCAGGUGUAGUGAGGAUGAAGAGCUUAGCUCGCAGCUACGUGUGGUGGCCCGGCAUUGACUCCCAGAUCGAAGACCAAGCAAAGUCAUGCCAAUCAUGCCCACGAGUACAGAAAGACCCUGGCCCAGCACCUUUACACCCGUGGAUAUGGCCAUCUAGUCCCUGGGAACGCAUAUAUGUGGACUUUGCUGGCCCAUUUCAAGGGCACAUGUACCUGGUCGUAGUGGACGCCCACUCCAAAUGGCCUGAGGUACACAUCAUGGACAGCACCACAUCUAGUAAGACCAUCCAAGUGCUUAGAGGACUUUUUAGUCGCUAUGGCAUUCCACUCAGCCUGGUAAGCGAUAACGGCCCUCAGUUCUGCUCUGAAGACUUCAGCAUGUUCCUGAAAGCCAAUGGAGUCAAGCACAUUCGCUCAGCACCGUACCACCCUUCUUCCAAUGGCUUGGCAGAGCGCUUUGUGCAAACCUUCAAGCAUGCUCUGAAAUCUCCCAAGGGAACUAAGCCAGUGCAACAGUGCCUAGAUACAUUCAUCCUCACCUACCGCAACACCCCUCAUGCAACAACCAAGGAGAGCCCUGCAAUGCUCUUCAUCGGACGCAAGCUGCGUUCACGACUGGAUUUCCUGAAACCCAGUGUGGCUGGAGCAGUGCACCAGUCACAGCAGGCUCAACAACAGCGAUGCCAGCUACACUCAAAACAGAGACAGUUUGCAGUUGGUGAGCCAGUGCUUGUGCUUGAUUACAGGAGAGGGGAGGAUAAGUGGAUGCCUGCUGUGGUGAUCGAGAAGACCGGACCAGUGUCCUACAAGGUAAAUGUGGGAACACAAGGGGUCUGCAAGCGUCAUGUGGACCAGAUGCUGGCUCGGCCCGAGUCAGAUCCACCAGAGUCUGUGAUUUUUCCAGUUACACCAUCACAGACAACCACACCUGGUACCACACCUGACACAAAUACACCUCAACAGAAGGAGGAUACUGAUACAGUUACACACACACCACAUGCAUCACCCAAAACACCCAAGACACCAUCACAGUCCAUAGAAAUGACAAACGCAGAACAUUCAGAGACAACAGGGACUGUACGACGGUAUCCUGUGAGGAUCACCCAUCCGCCAGUACGUUAUGGACAUGAGUGAACUUUUUGGAAAAAAUUUGGAAUAUUUAAACAAAAACAAAACAAAAAAACUAAGAAAGAAAAGAAAGAUAACCGAAAAAUGUUGA